Messenger RNA from Eleginops maclovinus (Patagonian blennie), 818 nucleotides. Its product is annotated as interleukin-21-like. NCBI's taxonomy places the organism in Eukaryota, Metazoa, Chordata, Actinopteri, Perciformes, Eleginopidae. The record is from RefSeq and is a predicted model, not a curated record. The coding region runs from base 79 to 486 and encodes 135 amino acids. The transcript has 6 exons. Gene Ontology annotation, cellular component: extracellular region. Gene Ontology annotation, molecular function: cytokine receptor binding. Gene Ontology annotation, biological process: immune response.
CACCACUAUCUGCAUUUCCAGAAAAUCUUUUGAAAAGCAUCUUUGGGUGAUCUGGUGCCGGCUGCUCACACUGAGAAUAUGAAGUUUGUUAUUCUUUGCCUUUUCGCAGUCUUCUGCAGUUCUUUGGCCAGGACAGUGCCCACAGAACACGUAUUAAAAGAAGUCCUGAGAAACUUGAAAUUGUUGAAACAAAGAGUGAAGUCAAACGAGCACAUGAUGAAUACUCCACCGAGGAACAUUGAGGACAGCUGCUGUCCGCUGCAAUGCUUCCAGGAUAAUCUGAGCAGUCUUUCGAAUGUCAUAACAGCAAGGAAACUUUCCAUGAGCCUCAACAGCACCAUCAUUGAGAAUGGAAUCUGCUCCUCUGGAAACAAUAAGAUGCUCCAAUGCACGGACUGUGACACGCAUCCGAAAAAAAGUGCACGGGAGUUUUUUGAUCGACUGGAGACUCUUGUUCAAAAGGCCAUAACCAGGGGCAAGAACUGAGAAGAGGUGGAGAUCUUCUUGUGACCGAGGAGGAAUAACUGUACAGAAGACACUACACAGAAAAGAUGCUCACAUGUUAAAGCCUUCUAAAUAUUUUAUUUAUUUAAUAUUUAUUUAAAAAGAGUUAGUGUUGAACCUACUUAAGCUCUGAAGAUUGUAUUCACAGGAAAGCUGCUUUGCCGCCACCUAGUGGUCAUGGCAGCGUGUAUUUCCUCAGUCUCUUUCACUCACAGUGAAAGUUCAUUUAUAUGCUGUAGUUCUCAAAGAAUAUUAACUAUGUGAAGUUUCUACUAUGUACGACUUUUUAUUUAACAAACUGUACCAUUUGAAGA